AUGGCGGAGCAGGUGAAGCUGUUCGGCAGGUGGGCGUACGAGGACGUGAAUGUGUCCGACCUCAGCCUGGUCGACUACAUCGCGGUGAAAGCCGGGGCACACACCUACCUGCCGCACACGCAGGGGCGCUACCAGGCGAAGCGCUUCCGGAAGGCCCUGUGCCCCAUCGUCGAGCGCCUCUGCUGCUCCAUGAUGAUGCACGGCCGCAACAACGGGAAGAAGCUCAUGGCGGUCCGCAUCGUGAAGCACGCUUUCGAGAUCAUCCACCUCCUGACGGAUAAGAAUCCGAUCCAGGUUUACGUCGACGCCGUGAAGAACGGGGGCCCUCGGGAGGACUCCACGCGCGUCGGCUCCGCGGGCGUCGUGAGGCGCCAGGCUGUGGACGUGUCGCCGCUUCGCCGGUCGAUCGCGGAGGCGCUCGCCGACGAGAUCAUGAACGCCGCCAAGGAGUCCUCCAACAGUUAUGCCAUCAAGAAGAAGGACGAGAUCGAGCGCGUGGCCAAGGCGAACCGCUGA
This is a messenger RNA of Prorocentrum cordatum, 516 nucleotides long. The record is from the annotation of a GenBank genome assembly. NCBI's taxonomy places the organism in Eukaryota, Dinophyceae, Prorocentrales, Prorocentraceae.